AUGGCCGAUAUUGGAUUCUCAGAGGAGAAACUUUCGAAGAGCAUUGGCUCUUCAGGCAUCAACGUCGCAAAAGAGCUCAACAAUGCGGUCAAGCGCUACAACGACGCGAACACAGAUGCAAAAUUCAUCGUCAGAUGGUAUCCAUCUACACUGCGCGUCACAAUAGUCGGCUCGAGACAGUUAGACGAUCAGCAGAUCAAAUGGGCAUUCAUAGAAAGCUCAGGGUUGGGAUGGAAGCUUACGUUAUGGCAGAGAGAUGGAAACGGAGACGCAGUUUUGAGACUUGUUCCUAAGCCAUCAAUGCCCUACUGA
Penicillium macrosclerotiorum is the source of this 312-nucleotide messenger RNA. RefSeq lists its product as uncharacterized. The record is from RefSeq and is a predicted model, not a curated record. The coding region runs from base 1 to 312 and encodes 103 amino acids. The transcript has a single exon. Lineage: Eukaryota; Fungi; Ascomycota; Eurotiomycetes; Eurotiales; Aspergillaceae.